AUGGUGGCAUCUAACAGAGGUUCGAUCCCGUUUAGUGGAGUGCAGGGAAACCGGGCUGCUGAGGGGAGGUUCAGCAAUCCUUUAAGUCUGGCAGCACUAGCAAGUAGUAGCAGCUGGUCACCAACUGUACAGAAUACAAUAGGACGACGGAUGAUGGCUAGAGUUGAGGAUCAGAAUUCAUCGAGAAUAGUUCCAAGGUCUUCAGCUGCUAUUGCACUUUCACCACUCCUGCCACUCUCAGACAGUUACCCGAGAACAACGUCCCAACUGUUACCAAGGACUUCAACCGUUGGUGUUACAUUAGCAGAAGCCCAGAUGCCCUUGUCUAUGGCCCAGACCCCGAGAUCAACUCCUAGACAAGGUGAAUAUAGCUAUUACUCGGAAGACGCACCGCAGCAGUACGCGACUGCUACUACUCCGGUUCAGAAUCAGGGCCUUACUUAUCAGUCGGAUUACUCGACUCAAGACGCCAUGCAGAGACCUGGCAACUACUCCCCUUACUCCCAAAACAUGGGGUACAAUAUGCAACAAUCCUCACCUAAUGAGCUCUACGAGCAAGCUUACCCUCCCAGACAGCCAGCGGCUGCUGCGAUCGAAGUUCUUUCCAACCAAUUCGGAGUUCCACCUUACUACGGAGAUGGGAGCCAACAUACGGCAGCCAGCGUUUCUCCUCAACAAGCUCAAACACAGUAUCCGAAUAUCUCCUAUCCUGGACGCCCAUCAGCUAGUCAAGCUUAUGGAGCUCCCCUUCCUCUGGCACCCGACGAAAAUCAACAACAAUUUAUGUAUCCAAACCCAGAGGAAGGAAGCUCAGAUCAAGCCAGUAUGGAUGCAGCAUAUAAUCAGUACCAGGACGCUUUGAGAUCCUGCUUUCAGAAUGUCCGAGAUGGUAGAAUGGUAGCUGCUGGCACAGCACUCUUGGACAUCAGCGAAUGGCUUUUGUCUAAUGCAGUCGAUUUAGGAUUGGUUCGGGACGAGCAGGAACUUCACAAAGACAGGUCGAAGCUCUGGAAUGAAUUCAAUAUGUGCUGGCUUGCAGCCAUGCAGAAACAGAAAGAGUUAUUACUGGAACAAAGAAACACAGGACAAUCCAUCCAACAACCACGGGAUCUCAUCACCGACGAGAAUUUGGAGAAUAUGGGCAUGGAACUGGUACGCCACUGUGAUAACAUGGAGAGACAUGGGUUGGUGGAUUAUCAGAUGGGGGUCUGGGAAGAGGAGAUAUUAGGCGCUAUCCAAGAAUGUCUAGAUUUGAUGCAAAAUAAAGAACCGGCAGUAGCUCCCGAGACUGCUAGCUAG
This is a messenger RNA of Orbilia oligospora ATCC 24927, 1299 nucleotides long. RefSeq lists its product as uncharacterized. Lineage: Eukaryota; Fungi; Ascomycota; Orbiliomycetes; Orbiliales; Orbiliaceae. Bases 1 to 1299 code for a protein of 432 amino acids. The record is from RefSeq and is a predicted model, not a curated record. The transcript has 3 exons.